CCCUGGUCUGGAGGCUCCAACUCAUGUAGUAAUAGCAAUUAUCUGUUGUGUUUGCAGAAGGUAAAACAUGCCAUAGUCAGCCUGAGCAGUUCUCACAACAGCUAGAGAUAACACUGUCUCAUGAUCAUUGUACCUUUGCUCUUUCUCUGCAUGUCACAGCAUUCUCUCUUUCUCUGACUUUAGCUGAAGACUUUUAAUCAACAAGAAAAAACUAGUAUUAAAUAAAUAUGCUGGUUAAUUUUAGGUCUCUGUUCAAUGUGGGGCAUGCAAACAGGAUCCGCAAACAUCUGGUGCAAUGUCUUUGUUCCAGGCACGGGCAACCUACAGAAUCUCCCAUUCAGCUGAAAGGCCGUGACCUUCUAACGUUACAGAAUUAUAAAGCUGAGGAAAUUAAAUAUUUGCUUUGGGUGGCAUCAGAUUUGAAAGAGAGAAUCAAACACAAAAAGGAGCAUUUGCCUUUGCUGCAAGGAAAAUCCUUAGCAAUGAUUUUUGAAAAAAGAAGCACAAGGACUAGAAUAUCUACAGAGACAGGAUUUGCUCUUCUUGGAGGUCAUCCCUGUUUCCUCACACUACAAGAUAUCCACCUGGGCAUUAAUGAGAGCAUUACGAACACAGCACGAGUAUUGUCAACCAUGACAGAUGCAAUCCUAGCACGAGUCUAUAAACAGGGUGAUCUAGAGAUGUUGGCACAAGAGGCCACAAUUCCUGUGAUAAAUGGACUGUCAGAUUCUGACCAUCCUAUCCAGAUUUUGGCUGAUUACCUUACACUUCAGGGUUUUGAGCCAGAUCCCAUUGUGAUUCAAAUAGCACAAGCUUAUUCCAGAAAGUACUGCACCAAACUGUUUAUCACCACCAAUCCUCUUGAAGCUGCCAAUGGAGCUAAUGUUUUGAUCACAGACACAUGGAUAAGUAUGGGGCAAGAAGAAGAAAAACAGAAGAGGCUGAAAACUUUCCAUGGUUACCAGAUCACAAUGGAGACUUGUAAAGUGGCUGCUCCCGAUUGGACAUUUUUACACUGUUUACCCAGAAAGCCAGAAGAAGUUGAUGAUGAAGUAUUUUAUUCUCCACAAUCACUAGUUUUUCAAGAAGCUGAAAACAGGAAAUGGACAAUUAUGGCCGUCAUGGUUUCUCUACUGACAGAUUAUUCACCACAGCUGCAAAAGCCUACAUUCUGAUUCUUGGGUUUCUGCCAAGAGAAAACAUUCUUCACUAGGAAAAUAUUUUUUGCUUCAUGAACAUUGUCUGCCUGCCUGUUUCUCUCUCUCUUUCAAAAAUAUCAAAGAUGAAAACAAUGGUGAUUAUUGAUCAACACUGUGAAAGGUUCUCGCAUAUUUAUUCUCCUGGUUAAGUUUUUUUCGGGUCAGGAGUGACUAGAGAAACGUGUUACAGCCACAUUUCAUUUUCUCAUUUCCUUUUUUGUUUUAUAAUCUGCAUAUUGAUUAGUCUCCUUGAUAACUAUAGUGUAAUAAAAUAGUCAGAAAUGAAGGCAGUAGUGACAUUGCAGUAGUAAAACUGAUAUCAUAAAUGUACCCAGGAAAUGUGUAAAGUGGGAAUCACUGCAGUAUUCUCAAAAACUAUCAUAUUUUCCUGCUAGAGGAUAUGAUAUCUGUAUGUAAAUGUCUCUAUGUGUGUGUGAGAGAGAAAGAAUAAAAAUCAUUAUCUUCAGAAAGUAGGCUUUGAGUUGGAUAGUUAUACUUGAACUUUGUUCCCCUGCAGAGAAUAAAUUCUAGGAUCUGCUUAAUAAAUUCCCUGUUCAGACUAGAAAUGUUACAGGAACUUGAUCUUCACAAACUGUAUAUUGCUCUGAUUUGACUCUCUGAGAUAAAUGUAUGGGUUGGAACAUAAUUAUCACUGAGAUUUUGGACUUUGAAUUUCUAGAUGCUGUUCCUGGCCUUUAAAAUGUAUCAAAAUGUGGUUCAUGGGGUACAUAUAGAUAAAGUGUCUUUACAGAAUCCAUAUUUUUUUUUAAGUUCGGUGUAUGUGUAUGUGUAUGUGCGUGUGUGCAUUUUUAAAAUUUGAAAUUAAUGUGAAAAGGUCAAAAUGGACUUCAUUUAUUUAAUAUCUCUCCUUUUUUCUUAGAGCAAGAACUAAGGCAGCUUACCACGUGAAUUAAACAGAAUACAGCUGAAAUCCCAAUCAGUUACAAUAUUAAAGAAUACUUUAAUAUUACUUUUUAAAUUCUUUUAAAAUAAGCAACUGCAUCAAAACCAAGCAUUCAAUUAAAAAAAUUAAAAGUUUUUACAACCUAAGAAAAGGGGAAAUCAUACCCCAAAAACCCAAAAUUGUUCUUUGACUGUUCCCAAGCAUCCUAUUAGUGAUAAAAAAAAACCUGUCUAAAUAGACAAGUUUUUACAUUCCAAUAGAAGGACAGCAGAGAGAAACCAACUUGUCUUCCUGUGGAAAGGAGUCCCACAGUCUGGGAGCAGAUCUCAAGAAGGUCCUUGAAUAUAUACAAAACUGGCAUGGAUUAGACAUAGACUGAUAUUUCUAUCCCUAAUUGGGAUUGAUAGGUUUUCUCAAAGUAUAUGACAAAUGAAUUUACAGCUGGUCCCUCACAUUUGCAGUUCUGAUUUUGCAAAUUUGAUUAUUUGUAAAUUUGGUUAGCACAUUUUCUUUAAAACCUCUAGGCCCUCAGUACAACUCAAUGGUCACCUUCUGCCCAAAGUUGACCAUAGAGUCAUGCUGGCGGAGCUAGAGAUUUCUAGAUAGGUAUUCUCUCAGAUUAAAUAUAAUAGUGAUGUUAUUCAUUUUUUCCCACACUCACAGGGCUCCUGUGCUCUUAACCCAGGACAUGUGGAGGACUGACUGUAAUUUUAGUGGCAUCCUCAUAGCCUUGUUCCAACAGAUUGUAGCUUAAAAUGUUUUCUGAGAAGAAAUGGCUCGUGGUUUCUUACUCACAUACUCUUCCCUUUAAUUCCAUAAAUUGUGUUGAGUUUUGAUAUAAUCCUGUAUAUGGCUUUUAUCUUAGAUUCUUAAGUUAAUUAUCUUAAUGUCCUAACAAUGGUAUGCUUAUUUUAAAAUUUUAAAUCUCUUUACCCUUAACUCUGAUAUGCUUGUAUGGGACUAUGUCUCUCUUAUCUCAAAAUGAUCAUUGGCCGUAAUAAAGUGAACUUGAACUUGAACUACUCACAUACCAUCCUCACCCAUUUUGUUUUUUGUCCAUCGGUUAUAUUUAAUGCAAAAUCAGUUAUCUAUUAUUAGUUAUAUAACAAUGCUAACGAACAGACAUGGAAGUAAUUUUAUAAUUAAAACAUAAUUUAUCAUCUACAUCCAAUAUAAAGUAUUACAUGAAGUAGUAAAAA
Messenger RNA from Anolis sagrei ordinatus, 3302 nucleotides. RefSeq names its product ornithine transcarbamylase (gene OTC). Gene Ontology annotation, cellular component: mitochondrion. The record is from RefSeq and is a predicted model, not a curated record. Gene Ontology annotation, molecular function: amino acid binding; ornithine carbamoyltransferase activity. Gene Ontology annotation, biological process: L-citrulline biosynthetic process. NCBI's taxonomy places the organism in Eukaryota, Metazoa, Chordata, Lepidosauria, Squamata, Anolidae.